AUGGAGAGUUAUGUCGACUACUCGGGCUCAGUCGCGUAUCAAGAGUCGGCCGAUGCGCAGAACGCAGCCUACUACGCAGCCAAUGGACAACCGCCGAUGGUCGAUAUCAAGCCACGGCUCACCAAGAGCCAACACGAGAUGCUCGAGAGUGAGUACAACAGACAGAACAAGCCGAGUACGAACGUGAAGAAGGGAUUCGCCGAGACACUGGGUGUGUCGCUGGACAAGGUCAACAAUUGGUUUCAGAACCGCCGAGCCAAGUCCAAACAGGAUGCAAAGAAAGCUGCGGGAGCCUACCACAUUUAUUCCUCCUCCCAGGGACAGUCUAGCCAUCUCUCCUACGCUUCAGACUCGGACACAUCACCAUCGUAUCCUUCCGACGACUACGCCUCCAUGAUGGCCUCCGAUGAGAGGUCUUCAGCACAUGUGGGAUCCAACAAUGGAAUCAGCCAGAACGACCUUUACGAAAGCGUUCAUCACAGUACCGACCACACCCAAGCAUACGAAUUCCCUCACCAAAUGCAGCCAGAAGCAUUUGACAGCCCACAGGAAUACAACCGGAGGACACUGACGCAGGAGCAAUUCAAUGCUUAUGCUCAAAACGGAGGGUUCAUGGAUGGCACGGCAAGUUACGACGUGUUCAACGGCGACUUCUCCGGCGACCAGCAGAUCAUGCGCCAGAUCUUCCCAGAACUCCAGCCUGGACAGGUCAAGCAACAGGACGUAUACACUUUCCCAUGCCCAGUCCCACCACCAAUGUCAAGCAUCGAUUCCAGCAUACCCUCGACUUUGUCAGAGCGUUCGAUAUCGACUUUCCCGUCUACCUCGAGCAUGCGUGAGCCAAGAUCGAUUUCGUCUGGACACUCUGAUUGGGCAGAUAGCCGAAGCUCUUCUGUGUCGCUCAACUUGCCGGAUAACUCGUUUCAGCACACAAUGCAGCAGCCUGUCGCCACGAACUCACAGUGGCAGCCAGGGCAAUCAGUCCCUGUUGACUUUGAUGCAUUGAAUGAGGAGUUUCGCCAGGCGUCGCAGGCCCGACAUCCAGAAUCAUCACACCAGAUUCAAGAGCAGUCUCUGGCUUGGCCAAUCGACGAUGCCUUCGAGCGCAGGGAAUCGCAGACAUCAUCAAUGCUCGCUCAAAGCAUGGGACAUGUGGGUCUCAAUACACCACAACCUCAGCAGAACGCUACAUUCAAGACACCUGCACCUCCUGCCAGCAUUGCAGCUCGUCGGCAACGUCCUCGUCCUACACCCAUCGGUUUGGCCGCUAUGCGCAGCCAGUCCUACAGUGGUGCCGCUCAGCCUGGAUCUCCUGGUCAAGUUCCACUUCAUAACCUCCCUGCGGGCGCACCUCAGUUGCGACGCAUAAGAUCAUCCAACGUCGUGGGAGGCAUUGCACAAGGUCGUGUUCAGAAGGCGAUGCCUGGCGCGCCGCAACGCUCACCACUCGUAUGGAACUUUGCCGACGCUGCAAGCUCGCCCAAAAUUCUGCGACAUGCCUCUUCGCACUCGAUCAGCAGUCUUGCGCCGCCAACGCCGAUGUCACCGAGAGAGUUCCAGCAAGCAGAUCUGGGUCGAGCACAUCCCGGUUGGCAAGCCUCCGGUCAAUUCAACCGCCAACCGAGCAUCAACGAGACGGAAAUCGAGCAUGGCCUGCCCGUACAACAUACCACAUUCGCACAGCGACAGAAUUUCUCGUCUCCUCCACAUACGCCAAUGUAUCAUCAGCAAUCCUUCAUGCAACAGCGUAUGGCUAGUAAUGUGAUCAACGAGAACACGCCACCGCAGUCAGCUCCAGCAAAUCAGCAGAGCUUCCCAUCGCAAGCAUUUCAUGUGGCGCCCAUGCCAGCAGUCCCACCACCUCAGCCGCAGCAUUAUACGAACGUCGUGCUACAAGAGCCGCACUUCCAGGCGCCCGCAAUAAAUCAUAUGCCGCAAACGCAUGUCCAGCAUGGCAUGCCGGUACCCGAGCCCCAAGUUGAUCUGAGCGACCUGGCAUACACACAGCUGGUCCCCAUCAUAAAUGCUGCGGGCGAGAUCGAAAUGGUCGUGCCCCCACAAUUUAUGCAACAACUACAUAGUCGGGAACAGAUGCCGCUACACCAGCCCGUCCCACAAAUGCACCUACCGGAGAAGUGCAACAGCUUCGAGGGUAUGCUAGGCAUGUUUUCCACGGCGCCUCCGCCGCCACCACCUCCACAGGUCACUGCGCCUAUACCAAAGCCAUCGCCCCGGCCGCCGAGCGAGUUCUUCGCGCACGAGUACACCCCUCCCGUAGACCUGAAGCGCGCAGCCACACCACGAAAGGUCGUGGAUACGGGACCAAAGAACUACUCCUUCACAAAUCAAAGCCCACUCGACUUCGAAAGAGGGAAGAGAUCACGGGCCUCCGCUACUGCUUCCAAUAGCCCAGCAAGCAGCAAUGGAGCAAACUCUAGCUCAUGA
Messenger RNA from Recurvomyces mirabilis, 2445 nucleotides. RefSeq lists its product as uncharacterized. Lineage: Eukaryota; Fungi; Ascomycota; Dothideomycetes; Mycosphaerellales; Teratosphaeriaceae. Bases 1 to 2445 code for a protein of 814 amino acids. The transcript is spliced from 2 exons. Gene Ontology annotation, biological process: regulation of transcription by RNA polymerase II. The record is from RefSeq and is a predicted model, not a curated record. Gene Ontology annotation, cellular component: nucleus; RSC-type complex. Gene Ontology annotation, molecular function: DNA-binding transcription factor activity, RNA polymerase II-specific; DNA binding.